AGCAAGUCAGUGUGCGAGAGAGAGCGGGAUUGUUUAGAUCACAACCCCCGGCUCAGUUCAAUUCUGUCUACCUGCCUCGCUACACACACACACACACACACACACACACGUUGCCUAGCGCCGAACUCAACGCUUCCCAAACACUGCCUGAACACGGAAACGGACUCUUGAAUCUCCUAUAUAAUUCAGAAAGCAAUCCAAUCCUCUUAGUCUGGAAAAGAAAGAGGAUUUGAACUGACUACUGUUUCAUGUCAAGUUUAAAUGAUUGACUGAAUUUUCUCUGUGUGGAUUAUUACAACUUCAAAGGAAAAACAGGAAAGGAAAAGAGAGGAAAGAAGAAAACAAAAGGAAAGUGGUGUUUUCCUGCAAAUUUGAAUACUCUUCUCACGACAACAAAAGGAUUCCAGUUAAGGCGAUGAAUGGCAAGGCUCCUUCGCCCCCGCCAGCCUCCCCGCCCACCGCCAAGCACCCCUGCGCCGUCCACCCCACCCCGGCCAGCGACACAGAAGUUAGAGGGGACGCAGGGGGAGGCAGCAGCGGCGUCCGGGAUGAGGAGAAAGGGAAGCAGCAGGCGGGAGACGAGGAGGGAGCUGGUGACCCACAUCCAGAGGAUGUAGAGGAAGCCGGAUGUCUGGCGCGUGUGAGUGGCUGCCUCACUCUGGGUCUUGAGGACUUCUUCGAGCGGCACGGGCGUCGAGUGGCUUCCUCCCCGCGCCUGGUGGUGGUCUCCUGCCUGGCCCUCACCGCCCUCUGCUCAGCCGGCCUCCUCACCUUCACCAAAGAGAACAGGCCCUACAAGUUAUGGCUGCCCCAGGAAUCAGAGUUUAUCAAGGUGAUGGACUGGCAGGUGCACAACUUCCCCACGGACUACCGGCGCCACGUGGCGGUGUGGGAGGCAGACAAUGUCCUGAGGGCGGACGUGGUGAAGGAGAUGUGGCGCCUCCAUUCCCGCGUGUCCUCCCUCAUGGUGGGUCCUAACCACACCUCCUGGAGCGACCUGUGUGCCCGCGUGCCCACCAUGCCCGGCCUGGACGACGCCCUGCCAGACUAUGAUUACGAGGACUUCGACUAUGGGGUGCUGGGUGGAAAGCGGCGGCGGCGGCGGCGACGGCAAGCGUCAGCGGUGGUGACGGACAUGUCCCGGGAAGACCUGAGCCUCAGCCUGCCUCGCGAGCAGUACUGCGAUAGCCUGUCCACCCUGCCCAAGGUGUGUCUGGAGACGGGGCUACUGGAGGUGUGGGGCCACCGCGAGGAGGUCAUCAUGGCCCUCACGGACGAGCAGGUGGUGGCUGACCUCAACGCGGCGCACAUCAGCCAGGUGUUCGGCUACCAGAGCAACUUUACCCGCUACCUGGGCAGCGUGACCCACGACGCCGAGGGCCGUAUUGUGGGUGCCGGCGCCGCCCUGCAGGUGUGGGUGAGCGCGCUGGAUCGUGCUGCGGUAGGGGAUGGGGAGGCGGUGAUAGACCACGGCAGCGGCGAGCUGGUGGACGCGGUGGGGUACGCGUGGGAACAGACUUGGGUGGAAGCCGUGCUGAACACCUCGGCGCGCCUGCCCCAGGACAUGCGGGUGUUCGCGCAGGCCGCCAGCAGCUUCGGUACGGUAAGCGACGAAAACAUCUGGGGUGACGUGAAGUGGCUGGUGGUGGGCAUGGUGGCCAUGUCCAUCUUCGUGAACGGCACGCUGGGCCGCAGGAACCUGGUGCAGCAGCGGCCGCUCCUCGCCUUCAUGGGCAUGACGAGCGUGAUGCAAGCCGUGGGCAUCUCUUACGGCCUGUGCUCCUUGCUGGGGGUGCCCUACUGCACUGUCAACUCCAUCCUGCCCAUCCUGCUGCUGGGACUCGGCGUGGAUGACAUGUUCGUCAUCAUGGCGGCGUGGGAAGCGGGGGCGGGGAAGGACCUCAAGGAGCGCGCGGGGCACGCCAUGCGCCACGCCGGCGUUGCCAUCACCGUCACAUCUCUCACGGACGUGACAGCCUUCGCAGUGGGCGCCACCACGGCGCUGCCGGCACUGCGCUCCUUCUGUCUGUACGCCUCAAUGGGUAUCCUGGCGGUGUUCGUGAUGCAGUCCACCUUCUUCGUGGCGUGGCUGGUGAUGGACGAGCGGCGCCUGCAGCAGCACCGCAACGGUCUGAUGUGGUGCGUCACUCACAGGGACUGGAACCCCAACGCCUGCAGCCAGUGGGACCUCAUGCCCGCCGCCUUCAGGCAGUGGUGCCGCCUGCUGCUCAGCACGCCCUUCCGCGUGCUAGUGUUACUCUUCACGGGAUGCCUGGUGGCCUGCUCCGUGUGGGCCGCCACCAACCUCCACCGCGAGUUUGACCCCACCUGGUUCAUCCCCACCUCGUCCUACCUGCACAACACCUUCCGCGCCACCACGCGCCACUUCCCCGAGACGGGCCAGGAGGGAUACAUCUACUUCUCCAACGUGACGCUGCCCGAGGAACUGCCGGAGUUGAACCGCCUGGUGGACGCGCUGGUGGAGAGCCGCGUGGUGACGGAGGUGAACGCGUGGUUCACCACACUCAGGGAGUACAUGGCGCUGCAGUCCAAGUUUGACAACACCACACUCACCUACGCCAUCCUGCAGGACACCCUCUCGCUCUUCCUGCAGUCUUCCUCCGGCGCCUCCUACCGCCAGGACUUUGCCAUCGAUGGGGCGCUGGACUGCCGCCGCCCCGCCCCGCCCAUCAUCUCCUUCAGGAUCGGCAUCACGCACCGCCCCGCCACCUCCCCCGCGGCGCAGGAGGCGGCGCUACACACUAUCAGGACCCUGCUGGACGAGGUGCCUGUGGGUGGCUUCCGGGCGGCGUGGGCUCAGGCAUAUGGCGUGUGGGAGACCAAUGAGGUGGUGGGCGAGGAGUUGCUGCGUAACGUGCUAUCCGCGGGCGCCACGGUGGGCGUGGUGACGCUGGUGCUGCUGGCAUCCCUGCCUGCCGCUCUGCUGGUGCUGGGCGCUGUGAUCGCCACUGUAGCAGGCGUGGGCGGCACCAUGUGGGUGUGGGGCCUGACCAUCGACACCGUGUCCUGCAUCGCCAUCGUGCUCUCCAUCGGCCUCAGCGUGGACUACGCAGCGCACGUGGCUCACGCCUUCCUGGCGGCGCGGGAGGCCGGUAGCCGCAGGGCACGGGCACGGGAAGCUGUGCUGAAUGUAGGGGGCGCGGUGCUUCUGGGCGGGCUGUCCACCAUGCUGUCCUUCGUGGUGCUGGUGGCCUCCACCUCCCACGUGUUCAUCACCUUCUUCAAGGUGUUCAUGGCUGCCAGCGUGCUCGGCCUCUACUACGGCCUCGUUUUCCUUCCCGUCGUGCUGUCCUUCAUCGGCCCCAAGCCCUACCCCGCCCCGCCUCGCCCCGAGAAACUCCCUCCCCAACACUACUCCAACGACGCAUUCACCCCGGACGCGCCCCGCAGCCCUGCGUAGUACCUGCGCCGCGGGGCUCCGCUGCACAUGGGCCGGCCUCUUGGGGUGUCAGGACGAGGCUACGGGGGCGGAAACAGACAGACAGACAGACAGACACACACACACACACCACGGACAGGUGCCCCAGUGCCUCACCUGCCACCCUCCCCCCAUCCCGAUUCCUUCUCCUGUCACCUCGCGAACACCUCAACGGGCAUCGUACCCACACCAAACCCUGGCGGCCGUGGCGGGGCGCCGGCCACACACCCCACGCCCUCCACCACGAGUCUCUGAGCAUCUCGUCCCUGCAGGAGAGGACUGGCAGUUCAGCUGGUCACCAUGCUCCUGUCACACCACUGCGGAGAGGACCGAGAAUCCUUCCUUUGUACUUCCCCUGCACUGCGACGCCCUGCCAUGGCCACCUUUCCUGUAGCGCGGCUGUCAGCUUCAUGUGUAUGUUAUGUAGAUACUAGAUUGAUGUACUGUAUAUAAAGAGCGAGGCUGGCGUGUGAUACCUCCAUUGCUGCUGUGAACCCUCUCUCCUCCUCGCAGUUUUCCUCAUUACUCUUGUUUACCGUCCUAGUGAGUAAGUCAGCAAGUACAAAUAGUCAAUAAACUGCAAAAGUAGUCCGCUCA
Messenger RNA from Portunus trituberculatus (swimming crab), 4036 nucleotides. RefSeq names its product patched domain-containing protein 3-like. Lineage: Eukaryota; Metazoa; Arthropoda; Malacostraca; Decapoda; Portunidae. The transcript is spliced from 5 exons. Gene Ontology annotation, cellular component: membrane. The record is from RefSeq and is a predicted model, not a curated record. The coding region runs from base 416 to 3421 and encodes 1001 amino acids.